AAUGAAUCUGGGAAAGAUAUAUUAUUAAAAAGUCCACCCGGAUGUUUUUAUCCAAAAAAGACAGAUGAAAAGAUUCAAAUCAACAAAAAUAGAAGACGGAUAGCAUUGAAGGUUACAAGCGUCUGCGACAGACCGAUUCAGAUUGGAAGUCAUUAUCACUUUAUAGAGACAAACAAGAAUCUUAUAUUCGACAGAGAAAAAUCCUACGGAAUGAGAUUGGACAUUCCAGCUGGAUUUUCAAUAAGAUUUGAACCGGGAGAAACAAAAACUGUCACUUUAGUGGAAAUAGGAGGAGCUAAAAUCAUUACUGGAGGCAAUAGUCUUUGCAAUGGUCCCAUGAAGGAAUGCGCUUUGCCUAAUAUUAUGCAGCAUGUUAUAAGUCGUGGUUUUGGACACAAAGUUCAAGACAUUAUUUUACCUGUGGAACCUUGUCAAAUUACAAGAUAUUCUUAUUUAAGUAAUUAUGGUCCGACGACCGGAGAUAAGGUUCGAUUAGGAGACAUGAGUCUUAUUAUAAAGAUUGAAAAAGAUUUCACCGUUUAUGGAGAUGAGUGUAAAUUUGGUGGAGGAAAGGUACUUCGAGAAGGAAUGGGCCAAGCAUCAUUGAGAAGUAGUCAUGAAGUGUUAGACACUGUCAUAACAAAUUGCAUAAUUAUUGAUGCUAUCCAAGGGAUUGUCAAAGCGGAUGUUGGAAUUAAGGAUGGCUUGAUUAGAGGCAUUGGAAAAGCAGGAAACCCCGAUGUCAUGGAUGGAGUUCAUGCAAACAUGGUGGUAGGGGUAUCAACGGAGGUCAUUGCUGGUGAAGGUUCAAUCCUGACUGCUGGAGCAAUUGACUCUCAUGUUCAUUUCAUCUGUCCUCAACUUGUUGAACAUGCUAUCGCAUCUGGUAUUACUACGUUAGUUGGAGGUGGAACAGGACCAGCUACUGGGACUCGUGCUACAACAUGUAGUCCCGGGCCAUAUCACAUAAG
This is a messenger RNA of Parasteatoda tepidariorum (common house spider), 971 nucleotides long. Lineage: Eukaryota; Metazoa; Arthropoda; Arachnida; Araneae; Theridiidae. The record is from RefSeq and is a predicted model, not a curated record.